CUCAAUUCCUCAAGGUGAGACCGUUCCCCACAUCCAACGGCCCCCACACUAAAACAUUAUUCUUCCUACAGACUCCGACAAUGGCCACCUUCUCCUCGACACCCAUCGUAAUUGAUGGCAAGGGUCACCUCCUUGGUCGAUUGGCCUCAAUCAUCUCCAAGCAGAUUCUCUCGGGACAGAAAAUCGUUGUCGUCAGAUGUGAGGAAAUCAACAUCUCUGGCAGCUUCUUCAGGAACAAGCUUCGUUACCACAACUUCCUGCACAAGCGCCACAUCGUGAACCCUAAAAAGUCAGGACCCUUCCAUCAUCGCGCACCGUCAAAAAUUCUUUACCGAGCCAUCCGUGGCAUGGUUCCCCACAAGAGCGCGCGGGGUGCUGCUGCUCUUGAGCGUCUCAAGCUUUUUGAAGGUGUCCCUCCACCUUAUGACAAGAAGAAGCGAAUGGUUGUACCGGAGGCAUUGCGGGUGCUAAGGCUGAAGCCUGGUCGCAAAUUCUGCACCGUCAAGCGUCUUUCUCACGAGGUUGGUUGGGGCUACAAGGAUGUUGUGGAUCGUCUUGAGGAGAAGAGAAAGAUCAAAGCACAGGCUUUCCAUGAACGCAAGCUUGCUGCUGUCAAAUUGCGCCAAAAGGCUGUCGCAGAUAAUGGGUCGUCAUUCGAGCAGCUUGUUCAGUUGGGGUAUUAGUGAUACAUCCACUAUUCUAUGCACUUGUACUCGAUUAGCGACUAUGCACUCUGUUAUGACAUGCCCAUAGAUUUAUAUCAUGAAAUCAAUAUCUAAAUGAAUAUUUAAUUG
Laccaria bicolor S238N-H82 is the source of this 794-nucleotide messenger RNA. RefSeq names its product 60S ribosomal protein L16. Gene Ontology annotation, cellular component: ribosome; cytosolic large ribosomal subunit. The coding region runs from base 81 to 683 and encodes 200 amino acids. Gene Ontology annotation, biological process: negative regulation of translation; translation. The record is from RefSeq and is a predicted model, not a curated record. Gene Ontology annotation, molecular function: mRNA binding; structural constituent of ribosome. The transcript is spliced from 5 exons. NCBI's taxonomy places the organism in Eukaryota, Fungi, Basidiomycota, Agaricomycetes, Agaricales, Hydnangiaceae.